Messenger RNA from Sebastes umbrosus (honeycomb rockfish), 3522 nucleotides. Its product is annotated as netrin-4-like. Gene Ontology annotation, biological process: basement membrane assembly; substrate adhesion-dependent cell spreading; cell migration. Gene Ontology annotation, molecular function: protein binding. Gene Ontology annotation, cellular component: laminin trimer. The transcript is spliced from 10 exons. Lineage: Eukaryota; Metazoa; Chordata; Actinopteri; Perciformes; Sebastidae. The coding region runs from base 283 to 2220 and encodes 645 amino acids. The record is from RefSeq and is a predicted model, not a curated record.
UCUCCACAGAGAGCAGAUUGAACCCUGAAGUGCGUCGGCUGGAAUAAUCUCAGGAUAAUAAUGAGCGCUCAGACAGGCAUCUCUCCACCAUGACAGACAGACAGACAUGAGAUCACCAUCAACUCUGCUGAGUUUCUUGAUUUCUGGAACUUUUUGUGAGUUUAUAUCAUAGAGGAACAUGUUGGAUUAUUAACGACUGGAUAAUAUCGUUGGAUCAAGCUGUUAAAGGCGCUUUUAUAUUGGACAGGUGACUUUAUGUAGAAGACAACAAACUCCUCCAGGAUGAGACUGUGGACUUUACUCGUCUUCAUCCAGGUGUUCAUCCAGGUGUGCGCAUCUUCUCCUCUGGCAGCCGAGAUGUCUAAAUCAAGAUUGCCAGCAGCCGUGGAGAGCCGCUGCUCCAGGAGGGCCUGCAACCCCCGCAUGGGUAAUUUGGCGCAGGGCAGAGUGCUGAGCACCCAGUCGGUCUGCGGCUCCAACUCCUCGGAGCCCUACUGCGUCUACAGAGAGACAGCUUCCUCGCGGACGAAGGAGUCCUGCUCCUCGGUAGCAAAAUGCACCAAGUGCAACUCAGCCAUCCCCAGCCAGGCACACCCUGCAUCCGCCAUGAGCGACUCCUCUUUCCGAUACCCGGACACCUGGUGGCAGUCUGCAGAGGGGGUGAAGGAGGAGACGCUGCAGCUCGACCUGGAGACGGAGUUCCUCCUCACUCAUCUCAUCCUGGUGUUCCGCUCACCACGCCCGGCUGCCAUGGUGCUGGAGCGCUCCCAGGACCACGGGACCACGUGGAGAGCACUCAGGCUCUUUGCCAGAGACUGUAAGGAGGUGUUUGGUCUGGCUGAGGGGUCAGCAGCCGGGGAGAGUGGAGCAACAUGCACCUCCAAGUAUUCAGGAGCUUUCCCUUGUACCAGAGGAGAGGUGAUCUAUCGAGCGUUGUCGCCGUGGCACUCAGUGGAUCCGUACGGACCGGCCGCCCAGGAUCAGCUCAUGAUCACCAACCUCAGAGUCCGUCUGCUGCAGCGCCAGCAGUGUCCCUGCCAGGCCAAACAUCCCGGUGCCGCCGUCCUCCCCACAGACCACUAUGCCAUCUAUGAUUUUAUUGUCAAAGGCAGUUGCCUUUGCAAUGGACAUGCUGACCACUGUGUACCAGCCGGGGGCUACCAACCCAGCCUGCAGAAGACCAACAACAUGGUCCACGGCAAGUGUGUUUGCAGACACAGCACAGCCGGCGACCACUGCGAGCGCUGUGCACCUCUCCACAAUGACCAGCCCUGGCAGGCCGCCAAUGGCAUCAUAGGGACACCGCAUGAGUGCCAAAAGUGCAAGUGUAAUGGUCAUGCCAAGAGCUGUCACUUCAGUCGUGGAUUGUGGCUGGCAUUGGGACGGCGAAGCGGUGGCGUGUGUGACGACUGCCGCCACAACACAGAGGGCCGUCACUGCCAGAACUGUAAGAAGGGCUUCUUCAGAGACCCCAGCCGACCAAAAACCGCCCCUGACUCCUGCAAAGCCUGUUCCUGCCACCCUGUAGGCUCCGUCCUCUCAGGAGGUAGCCCUCUCUGUAACCCUAGCAGCGGGAAGUGCACUUGUAAGCCUGGUGUUGGGGGGCCCAGCUGUGACAGCUGCAUGCUGGGAUACUGGGGGCUUCAUGAAUACGGCUGCCGUCCAUGUGACUGCACGGGAGACUGUGACCCCUACAACGGAGAUUGCGUCACUGGCUCAAAUGUGGAGGUCUUCUAUACAGCCACCGGCCACAUGGGACACAGCAGCAGCAGCAAUAAUAGUGAGACGGCACUCUUUAGGGUAGAGGAGCUUUUCUCUGCACUGCACCACUCUGAGAAAUGUGAGUGUGUGGAAGUAACCCUUGGCAGUCCUAAACUCUUCUGUGGAGCAGAGUACGACUAUGUGCUGGUGGGGAAGGUCAUGUCAGCUCAUGAUAAAGGUUCCCACGCGGAGGUGGAGGUCAAGGUCAAGAAAGUCUUGUACCAGAACCCUCAGAUGAAGAUCCAGAGGGGAAGCGUCACCCUUUACCCAGAGUCCUGGACCACCAAGGGCUGUACAUGUCCCAUCCUCAACCCAGGAUCUGAGUAUGUGGUUGCUGGUCACGAGGACUGGAAGACCGGCCGACUGAUGAUCAACACCAAGAGCCUGGUUAAACCGUGGAAGUCAACCCUGGGACGCAAAAUCCUCCACAUCAUCAGAAGAGACUGUGGCCGCCGGUAGGGCAUCGCCAAGGACUGCAGCGGACAGAGGGACAUUGAGGAGUGUGCAGAAUGAACUGUUUGAAUUAGGCAUUGCUUUGACACUAAAAUGAAAGCAAAACCCCCACGCCUACUACAGGGAUUUCACUGUUUCUUCUGCUUCUAAAGUGGAGUCCACGGCCACAAGAAACAGCUACAACGCCACAGUGCUGUGGUAGAAAUAAGCACAUACCUCGCCAGACUACAGUCACUUGUUCAAACAGAACAAAGCAAGCCAUAAAGACUUUCAUCUGAACAAAGACAAAGCUGAAUUCCGUUCCUGUGUUACUGUAUGAUACUUUCCAGGUUAUUUAUAAAGGAAUGCAUGUUAAAUACUCAAUUAUUUCCUGGCCAAAGUUGCCGUUGAAGUUGAUGAGCCAGUCACGUCCUCCUGCAUCAAUUUCAUUAAGAGCUGUUUACUUUGAUAUUUUGCAAAGGCGCAGACUGAAUUAUCCUCGUCGUCUCACAAGAUAUCGCCGAUAAAUCAUGAAUGAAGUCAACAUCAGGAUGUGUGUGAGCGUGGAUGUGUGCACAUGCUGGAUGUCCUUGAUGGCAGGGAGUCUGUGGCAGGUCAGAACAAGUAACUCCUGGAUGAAAAAAAAACAUUAAAGGAAUCAGCCGGCUUAAUCUGAACAGCUCUGCUUUGGCAAAACUCGCCCGCCUGCUGUCUGAGAGCAAAACACACUCCGCUCCACCCUCUCUGGUCUGGAGUACAUGCAAACCGACUGAAACACUCAGGAUUAAGUUUGCUCUCACAGCUUGAGUGGCUCAUAGUCAGAGUGCUUCAGUCAGAUUCUGUGAGUUUCUGCUGUCCUUGUUCAACCUGCUUCCAUAUGAGGAGGAUUUCUCCGAACCGGACCCUGUGGGAGCCAGUGUGUGUGAGAAAGAGAGCACACUCUCUUAACAUAUGCUCCUCUUUUUGGCCUGUGACUCCCGCUGGCCCCAAAAUAAACAUGUAUUAAAAGCCUUUGACAUCACAGUGUAUCAGAUCCAGAGUCCACAGGCCCAUUUUUGAGCCAGGCCCAGUUAAGAAUAGGUCUGGUCCGCUGUCUCCGAGGAGAAGGACAAACUCUGCGAGGAGACACGAUGCAUUCCUCAAACAUGACAUCAGCGCCCGUGUCCUUGUCCCAAAGACUUUACCAAAACAAGAGAAACGGGCCAGAGAUUUCCUUGUAAAGGACAAAGUGGUGAUGAAUGUACUCCGCCGUCAUUGUGAUAUUUGUAAUUCUAUUUCUGUGUGUCCUACGUGUUCUUUUUGUUUUAAAUCUAAACUGUAUAAACGACA